AGAGUCGUGAGUGAGUGAGUCUUUUAUGGCGCGCGCCCUCUGGCGAGGCAGCUGAGGGGAGGCACGGUGUUUCGGCGCGACCAGAAAGCCGCCCAAACGAGGAAGCCAUCAAGCCUUACGAGGGCUACCGCUACUAGCGUGGUAGCCUAGUUUGCAAGCGCCACCGAUUCUGUCUGGCAUCUCCAGUGAUUCAGAUACGGGUGCUGUGGGAUCAGUUGGGUAAAGUGAGUGCACCAUAUCUUUAUACUCUCCCUUUCGUGAAUACGUUCUUCACGUAUAACACCUGUUAUUGGUACUGCUUUUUUGUUCAACUACGCCUCAUGAGCUGUGUCCAAGUAUACUGUGAAGUGAGAAAGCGGAAUUGACAGCGUGUAACCGCCAGAUGACGGGCCUGACUGUCCAGCUGUGCGGAGGACCGCCAUGGGGAUUCCGAUUACACGGCGGUCGUGGCCAAAAUUUACCCCUAACGGUCGCAAAGGUGCGUCGCAAGAGUAAAUCAUUCGGCCAUCUUCUUGAGGGAGACAAAAUUUCCCGAAUCGGGGGACGCAGCGUAGACGGACUGAGCCACGACGAAGCAAUGGCGCUAGUCGACUCGCAUCAGGACAAACUUGACAUUGAAAUCAUACGGCGUCGUGAUUCUAUUUCCGGUAGUGCCGGCGAUUCCUGCGAAGUUCCUUCUGUUUCAUUAUCCACCAAAACAUCAGCCAUGCCGAUUGUCGCCAAUCCCGAUGAAACCGGAUCCACACAUACACCGGUUGGUGGCAAAGAUCUUACUGGGGCCCAAGUUCUGGAAAGUGAAUUGGGUUCGUCAGUGGGUAGUAAAUGUGAUUCGAUGCAGCCGACCUCACAAAUUACCGGAAACAGCUCACAGACACUUGACGCAUCGCAUUUAACUAGCCCCGGUGAAUCAACGAGAUUCGCAGAUCGUCCCCAUCUUAUUGACGCAAACACGGGCCACGAAAACGAAACAAGAACCCACGCGAGUGAAACGCAAAAUAGAGAAACGACCACCAAUUCAUCAACCACUGUCAACAUUUCCGGAGCUAAAUUCGAUCUCGGCUCGGGUUUUACUGUGCCGGCAUCAAUUGGUUCCGGUAGCAAGUUCCCUGCAGGAUCCAGCUUGGCUAAUCCAUUUGCUGGCGUUGAGCAAAUCCUAGAAAGUGAAAGCAAAUCGUCUAAGGAGCAGAUACCCGGAGGGGAGCUAAAUCGCCUUGAAACGCGCGAGACAAAAAUUACCGGAGAUGGGGCUUAUGUACAGAGCCACACGCUUGCCGAACACAAGCAGGUAUCAAGCGCUUCAUCCACGUCGCCUCUUUGUAUUUCGGUAAAGGCCGGAACAGGACCUCUUAACGAUGAUACACUCCUAAUCAGUCCAACUGGUCGGCCUAUAAAGGAAAGAUAUUACAAGCCAUUACCGGACGAACAGCUCAAAGAAAUUGACGACAUCAUGGCUCCUAUUCUGAACAAAAAGAAAGUGUUUACCUCCUCGUCGUUCUAUGAAGAUGCCAAUUCAACCUACCCGACCGUUGAGGAACAGGUUGGGAUGGCGCGUAAAAUUGCCGAAAGCCUUUCAAGUGAUUCCAACGCUCAGUCAAAAGGAGCAAACAUGUUCUUCCGUCGAGUGAAACGAAGUCACAAAUGGGUUCAUCAAGCUCCGGGAAUUUCUGAGUCAGAAUACACCGAAACUGAGGAUUGUUCGACUGUCCCAGAUCCCGACAAAUUUCCAGGUGUUAAAAUUUCUAAGGAGCCUCCGAAAUUGAAACUUCUCAUGGCUCCCAGCGUAUCCAAAUGGGAAGAAUCGACGGCUGCACAGGAUAUAACUGUGAGUCCUGAAGUUUGUCUAGAUAUUGUCAAGGGAUUAAAUUCGCCCAGUGGCAAAGGCUCGCAGAUGUUUGCCAAACGCAAGAAAAAGUCUGAAGAUUGGGUUGUCGACGUAGAUAAGUUGAAAGCACAGCUUGGUGAUAGGUGGCCUGAAAAAGACCGACCUGAAGAUGAUGCCUCAGUCGAGCCCCCUCCACCUCUGCGACCACCGAUUCAGGCGCCUAGAAUCAAAGAAAUAUCCUCUCCGGCCGAUCGGUACCUUAACCAGAUCGGCCAGCAGGCCACCCAGUCUCGUUUACGAUUGGUAAAAAGUCCUUGGGAAGCUGCAAUGGAGAGUCCAACUGGUGCCGUUGAUUCUGCCUUCCAAACCGUGCACGAGCUCGGCUCAGAAGUACCGUGGGACAAUCAAUCGGUCCGCAUCCCGUUGGCGCCUCUGUCGUUUCCAUCGGGCCCAGAAGUGAGCAUAGCAUCGUUCGAUACAUUACCGGCGCGUUCUCCUCGCGGCUGGGGUCAAGGAGCAAGCACAGCUACGCAAAAUGUUUGCGUCACCGUCAAUAAGAAGAAGCCACCUCCCCCCCCACCCAAACCAAGUAAGAUUCGCCCAGCUCAAUGUAAAGCCACUGCUACAGCUGCAUCCGUGUCGCCGAUAACUAUUGGCUCCCCAUGCGUGGCACCCCUCCAAAGUCAACCAGGAGAUGUUCAGCUCGACAUUGAAGUGGGACCACCGGCUCAAUUUUUCAAUUCAUACAACGAGUUCAUCCAGGCACCCCCAGCUAGUCAUUCAUAUUAUCCGCUCCGCAGUAGCAGUGCGUCUAGCUCGGUACCGAGCUAUGCUCCCGCUUCUACACCGUUCACUGUCCAUGACCGCCAGAACUUCAAUACGGCACCUCGGGGCUUCGGAUUUGGCGUCUCGAAGAAUCCCUCAAAUUUUCGAUCGGUGCACCUCUAAUAGUUGUUAUCGGCUUAUGCAUCUCAGCCCCGGUAUGCUAUUAUGUUGAAGCGACUUUCAAAGUCCAAACAACUACGACAAGCACAAUAUACGCCGACGGCAUGUGUGCGUACCUGUUGAAAGUCUGCCCGGAUCACGCCUUGGUAUGGAAUCACAAAAGGCCGAUAAAUAAGACGAAAAAUUACUUAAGGGAAAAUAACAAAAAAUUAGGCUACUACGUAUAGCAGCAACAGUGUUUUUUUUUGUUUCGAUCACAGUCUCAUGCAGUGAUACGCUUGACUACCCGCUUGUAUCAGUGUGCUGAUCCCUAGCAGAUACAAUCUAGCAUUUAUUUUGCCACAAGUGCUUUCGGGCAUUACCCAAUCGAAUGGUGCCUUAUUGAUAGAAAUACUAACGAGAAUUAGAUUAUAAAAUGCACAACUGUUUUAUUUAUUAGCACCCGCCAAGUACAACUAUUUGCAGCUUUUACGAUAUGUACCGCAAUGGCGCGAUUUUCGAAAAUAAUAAACGACAUUGUUUUUACAAAAUUAAA
Molecule: messenger RNA, 3302 nt
Organism: Varroa destructor (honeybee mite)
Lineage: Eukaryota; Metazoa; Arthropoda; Arachnida; Mesostigmata; Varroidae
Biological process (GO): positive regulation of actin filament bundle assembly
Cellular component (GO): actin cytoskeleton; nucleus; Z disc
Molecular function (GO): actin binding
Source: RefSeq, a predicted model, not a curated record